Molecule: messenger RNA, 672 nt
Organism: Apodemus sylvaticus (European woodmouse)
Lineage: Eukaryota; Metazoa; Chordata; Mammalia; Rodentia; Muridae
Product: protein S100-A15A
Exons: 2
Coding region: 132-458 (108 amino acids)
Cellular component (GO): cytoplasm
Molecular function (GO): calcium ion binding; transition metal ion binding
Source: RefSeq, a predicted model, not a curated record
GAUGUCUCCAGGAGGAAGAAUCCCUCCUGUUAGCAGAUCUGGCUCUUCUUCCUCCUUACAGACUUCCCACUGUCCCAGAGCCUCCUCCUCUUCUCUGCAGAUCUGCCUGUACCCUGCAGGGUCCAUUGGUCAUGCCAGACACACCAGUGGAAGACUCCCUCUUCCAAAUCAUACACUGCUUCCAUCACUAUGCUGCCCGGGAAGGGGACAAGGAGACCUUGUCCCUGGAGGAGUUGAAAGCCCUGCUCUUGGAUAGUGUGCCUCGCUUCAUGGACACCUUGGGCCGCAGGCAGCCAUACUACAUCACAGAGCUGUUCCGGGUGGCUGACAAAAACAAGGACAACCAGAUCUGCUUUGAUGAGUUCCUGUACAUCUUGGGCAAGCUGGUGAAGGACUAUCAUCUCCAGUUCCACCGGCAGUUGUGCACACACUACUGCACCCAGCACAGCCUCUACUAGAGGGAGAACAGGCAGUCUCUCACCACAGGAAUCUCUCUCUGGAGACAUGGCCUGACCUUGAACAGCUUACAGAACUCAGCAAUGUAUUUCUUCUUAGGUGUGCACACAUGUGUACAAAUAAUAUCACAAAUAAUUCUGAGAAGUACGCAGAUCUUGGUUCUGGGUAUCCCUUAAUGUUCAGUAAAAGAAAUUUAGUCUUUAUUAUGAGGAACAU